Molecule: messenger RNA, 1188 nt
Organism: Herpailurus yagouaroundi (jaguarundi)
Lineage: Eukaryota; Metazoa; Chordata; Mammalia; Carnivora; Felidae
Gene: AKR1D1
Product: aldo-keto reductase family 1 member D1
Exons: 9
Coding region: 123-1103 (326 amino acids)
Biological process (GO): bile acid biosynthetic process
Molecular function (GO): Delta4-3-oxosteroid 5beta-reductase activity
Source: RefSeq, a predicted model, not a curated record
CUGCUCCUCCCUCUGACUCUCCUUUCUUUCAUUAAAUAGGCCCUAAAAUAUCCUUACAAAAAGAUUUUCCCAGUAGUGUCCAGAAUUACUCUGAAAAACGUGAAACCCAGACUCUCUCCAGGAUGAACCUCAGUGCUGCAAAUCACCGUAUACCCCUAAGUGAUGGAAACAGCAUUCCUAUCAUCGGUCUUGGCACCUACUCAGAACCUAAACUGACUCCUAAGGGAACCUGUGAGAAGUCAGUGAAGAUUGCCAUUGACACAGGGUACCGGCACAUUGACGGGGCCUACAUCUAUCAGAAUGAGCAUGAAGUAGGGGAGGCCAUCAGGGAGAAGAUAGCAGAAGGAAAGGUGCGGAGGGAGGAUAUUUUCUACUGUGGAAAGCUGUGGGCUACAAGGCAUGACCCCGAGAUGGUCCGUCCAACCCUGGAGAAGACGCUUAACACCCUCCAGCUAGAUUAUGUGGAUCUUUACAUCAUUGAAAUACCCAUGGCUUUAAAGCCUGGAGAUGAUUUCUAUCCUAAAGAUGAGAAUGGCAAAUGGUUAUAUCACAAGUCAAAUCUGUGUGCCACUUGGGAGGCUUUGGAAGCUUGCAAAGAUGCUGGCUUGGUGAAAUCCCUUGGAGUAUCCAAUUUUAACCGCAGGCAGCUGGAACUGAUCUUGAACAAACCAGGACUCAAACAUAAGCCAGUCAGCAACCAGGUUGAGUGCCAUCCGUAUUUUACCCAGCCCAAACUCUUGAAAUUUUGCCAACAACAUGACAUUGUCAUUAUCGCAUAUAGCCCUCUGGGGACCUCAAGGAAUCCAAGCUGGGUGAAUAUAUCAUCCCCACCUUUGUUAAAGGAUGAACUUCUAAACUCAUUGGGGAAAAAAUACAAGAAGACAGCAGCUCAAGUUGUUUUGCGUUUCAACAUCCAGAGAGGAGUGGUUGUUAUUCCUAAAAGCUUUAACCCUGAAAGGAUCAAAGAAAACUUUCAAAUCUUUGACUUUUCUCUCACUGAAGAAGAAAUGAAGGCCAUCGAGGCCUUGAAUAAAAAUGUCCGCUUCGUGGAGAUGCUCAUGUGGUGUGAUCAUCCCGAAUACCCAUUUCAUGAGGAAUACUGACUUCAGAGUGCCCUUGAAUGGAUUUUUCCCUCCCAUGCAUGCCAGAACCCUAGAUGUAGAAAUGAAAAGGUUUUACUAUCCUUAA